AUAUUUGUGUUUACUUUAAACAUCAAUUUGUUAUAAUGAGUAUAGAAGAACUUGAAAAAGAAAUACAAGAACUAAAACAAAAAUUACAAAUAAAAGAAAAUGAAUUAAGAAUUUUAAAAUCAAAUGAUGAGAACAACAAAUUAAGAACUUCUUAUUCAGAUAAUUUUGAAAAACAUGAAAUUGAAAAAUAUUGUCGACAAAUAAUUUUACCGGAGAUUGGAAUAGAAGGACAAAAAAGAAUUACAUCAGCCAAAGUACUGGUCGUGGGUGCAGGAGGAUUAGGAUGUCCUGCAGCACAGUACCUAGUUGCCGCUGGCAUUGGAACACUUGGCCUUGUAGACAGUGAUGUUGUUAGUAUAUCAAAUUUACAUCGACAAAUACUUUACAAUGAAGUCGAUUUACAUUUACCAAAAGUUGAUGUGGCAUUUAAAAAAUUAUUAAGUAUGAAUAAAAAUUUAAAUUGUGUUCGUAUACAAGAAAAAUUAACUCGUAUGAAUUGUGCCGAAAUAUUUCAUAAUUUUGAUGUGAUCCUCGAUUGUACUGAUAAUGUUCCAACCAGAUAUCUUGUAAAUGAUGUAUGCGUACUUUUAAACAAACCAUUAGUAGCUGGAAAUGCUAUUAAAUUUGAAGGACAAUUGCUUGUGUGUAUUCCAGGGAAAACAUCGUGUUAUAGAUGUUUGUUUCCUUCACCACCGUCGAGAGAAUGCGUCGGAUCAUGUAAUGAAGAUGGCGUUUUAGGAUCAAUUCCUGGUAUAAUUGGUGUUCUCCAGUCGCUUGAAGCGUUAAAAAUCAUAAUUGGCAAAACCUUAGAAACCGAUUUUCAAAAAUUAACAAUAUUUGAUGGUUCUAAUUGUCGAUUUCGUCAUUUAAAUUUGCGAACACCAAAACCUGACUGCUCUGUAUGUAGCAGUAAAUCUAUAAUAAAGCUAUCUUCAUUGCCAGAGUAUGAGGAAUGGUGUGGAUUGGAUAGCCAAGAAACUAUUGCAAAUUACCCUCCAAUAGUGAUUUUACCUAGUGAUCAAAGAGUAACCGUUCAAGAAUUAGUUGAAUGGAAUAAAAUUAACAAAAAGUAUCUAAUAUUAGACGUUCGCCCAAAGGUCGAAUUUGAAAUGUGUCAUCUACCAAACUCAAUUAAUAUAACUCUAAAAGAAUUAUGUUCAAAAGCAAAUCGUGAUAAAUGUUUUAAAGAUCUGGAAGAUAGGUUCAAAAAAGAAAUAAACUCUGUAUCAAUUUUAGUUUUAUGUCGUUGUGGCAAUGACUCACAAAAAGCUGUUCAAAUAUUAAAUGAAAAUAAUUCGAACAAGAAUUUGUCAUUUUUUGAUAUAGCAGGAGGUUUGUAUGCGUGGAAUGAAUACAUUGAUAACUCGUUCCCUUUAUAUUAAUUGUUUUUA
Chrysoperla carnea is the source of this 1391-nucleotide messenger RNA. It is a transcript of the gene Uba4, whose product is annotated as sulfur carrier protein adenylyltransferase. The transcript has 8 exons. Gene Ontology annotation, biological process: protein modification by small protein conjugation. Gene Ontology annotation, cellular component: cytoplasm. Gene Ontology annotation, molecular function: ubiquitin-like modifier activating enzyme activity. Bases 36 to 1382 code for a protein of 448 amino acids. The record is from RefSeq and is a predicted model, not a curated record. NCBI's taxonomy places the organism in Eukaryota, Metazoa, Arthropoda, Insecta, Neuroptera, Chrysopidae.